GUUGAAACUGCGUGACGUCAGGUCAGUGACGGAGAAGCCGGGAUGCAAGCAAUUCGUUGUAGGAGAGAGUGCGUGCAUGAUAUUCUAUCCAGGAGAGUGCGACCAGUUCGCUGACUGCGGCGACAGCGAUUUCGGCAACAUGGGUAACGUUGUGGGGAUUAUUACUAACGGAAUUUAAUUGGGAGCGACCGGAAAAAUGGCAGAGAGGUUGGAGUGGGUUGAGAUCAUCGAGCCGCGCACGCGGGAGCGCAUGUACGCCAACCUCCUCACCGGAGAGUGUGUGUGGGACCCCCCUCAGGGGGUGCGUAUCAAGAGGACAGGGGACAACCAGUGGUGGGAGCUGUUCGACCCCAACACCUCCCGCUUCUACUACUACAACGCUUCUACGCAACGCACCGUCUGGCACCGCCCGCAGGCCUGUGACAUCAUCCCCCUCGCCAAGCUACAGACGCUGAAGCAGCACACGGACGUGCCCUGCCCGGGAGGGACAGGGGGGGACAAAGGAGGGAGGACGUCAGCGGAUAACAGUCCAGGGAGGAGCAGUGCCGUCAGUAGAGAGGGGAGCACCUCGUCUUCACUGGACCAGGACCUGACCACAUCGGAGAAACAGGGGAACAGAGAGGAGGCAGAGAGGACCUCUCCGUUCAGGUGGAACACAGGUACUAAGGAGAGGAUGCUGAUCAAGGUGACAGACAGAGAACCCAGCUUCCUCUCUCACCAGGGGAAUGGUUACUCCCCCUGCGACCCCCCCACCCUCCCCCUAGUCCCUGCACCCGGCACUGGCACAGCCUCCCGUACCCGCCGAUCCUCUGGAGGCUCCGCCCCCCCUGAUGGUGCCCCUGACGGCUCUCCCAUCCUCUAUGUUGACCGCCACCAGUCGCCCUUCCUAAAACGGGCGGAGCUAGGGGGCGGAGGAACAGGGACCCACCGGCGCUCGUCGGCUGACUCACAACCCUCUUCCCCCCGCUAUGCCUAUGAACCCCCCCUCUACGAGGAGCCCCCCUCGGAGUACCAGCCCCCGCCCAUCUACGAGGAACCUCCCACAGAUGUGAUGCGCCACCUGGGCUCUGACUCCUCCUCCUUGCUGUACGGCACAGGGAAGUCCCCCACCCGGGGAAAUCCCUCCUCGGGGACGCCCCUCUACCUCUCGCCCAAACAGAGCCACUCCCCCUACGGUCAGCUGGUGCUGACCAGACAGAAGUGCCCAGAGAAGACACAGAGUCUGGAGUACAGCCCUGCAGGGAAGGAGUACGUCAAACAGCUGGUCUAUGUGGAACAGUCCUCCUCCAGCCCGCGUUUUAAGACGUCCGACCGCCUCCUUCGCUACGGGACCUCCACGGCCACCCCUUCCUCCACGGGGGGUUAUGGGGGCUCCUACGGGGGAUCCUACACCCUCCAACACAGCCAGAGUCUGAUCCGGGACCCCCGGCUGCUGCUGGACUACGGGGGUGGGGAGGGGGGCGAAGGCGGGGGCCAGAGGCUGCUCUACGAGGACUCCAUGUCCUGGAGUUCCAGUCAGCACCACUCCCUCUCCCUCUCCGGGUCUACAGGAGGAGGGGGCUUCUCGCCCGGUGGCAACCGCAAACGCAAGACCCGGAAGCCCUCCCUGCCUCAGGAGCUGGGGAGUUGUGGAGGGGGUGGUGGGGUGGAGCGGGAGGAAGGGCCAAUGUCGGGGACGCUGUCGGAGGCGGUGAUGAACCAGGCCAGGCUGGCGUGGGAGGCCCAGCAGGUGAUGAAGCAGAGGAGCAGUUGGGACUCAGCCCCGGGAGGAGGGGGAUCGGCUGGUGGCUGUGCCCAGGGAGGUGUGUCUAAAGACGGGUACGAGAGCGACGGUGCGGUGCCUCUCCCCCUGCCAGGCCCGGUGGUGAGGGCGUUUAGUGAGGACGAGGCGUUGGCACAGAGCGACGGGCACCACGGGCAUUACCACUGGAAACGCAGCACCUUCGACAGACUGGGCUUCCCUCGGGCACUACUGGAGAAGAGCCUGUCUGUACAGACCAACCUGGCCUCGCCUGAGCCCUUCUUACACCCCUCACAGUCGGAGGAUCUUGGAGCCUGUGCUCAGUUCGAGGCAAGUCGUAAUGCUCGGAACAUGAUGCCCAGCGCAAGCUGUGGAGUUUUCCCAGAAUUCACCCUGCGGAAGCCGUCCUCGGAGACCGACAUCGAGAACUGGGCCUCCAAACACUUCAACAAACACACACAGGGUCUGUUCCGGCGCAAGGUGUCCAUAGCCAACAUGCUGGCAUGGAGCAGUGAGCCAAUCAGGAAGCCCAUGAUCGUGACGUCAGACCGUGCGGUGAAGAGAGAGGCGGUGGAGAUCUUUAAACUAAUCCAGACCUACAUGGGAGACCGCCGAGCCAAGACUGACCCACUCACUGUCGCCCUGGAGACUGGCCCACUGAACAUCGCCCUGGAGGUGGCAGUGCGUGGUUGGAGCAGUCAGGGUCUUCGUGAUGAGCUCUACAUCCAGCUCUGUCGUCAAACCACAGAGAACUUCCGCUACGAUAGUCUGGAGAGGGGCUGGGAGCUCAUGGCUGUGUGUCUGGCCUUCUUCCCCCCAACUCCACGCUUCCACUCCUACUUGGAGGGAUACAUCUACAGACACAUGGACCCCCUCAACGAUACUAAAGGAGUGGCGAUAAGCGGCUAUGCCAAAUACUGUUACCGUAAACUGCAGAAGGCUGCUCUGACCGGAGCUAAGAAGGGGUUGCAGAAGCCGUGUCUGGAGGAGAUCAAACAUGCCAGGAACGCCAUAUUCAGCCCCUCCAUGUUUGGCUCCUCCCUGGAGGAUGUGAUGUCACUGCAGAAGGAGCGUUACCCUGACAGCCAGCUGCCCUGGGUCCAGACACGCCUCUCAGAGGAGGUUCUGGGGCUCAACGGAGACCAGACAGAGGGCAUCUUCAGGGUUCCAGGUGACAUAGAUGAGGUCAACGCCCUCAAGCUGCAGGUGGACCAAUGGAAGAUCCCCACGGAUCUGGAGGACCCUCACAUCCCAGCAUCUCUGUUGAAGUUUUGGUACAGGGAGUUGGAGGAGCCGUUGAUUCCGCAUGAGUUCUAUGAGGAGUGUAUCACUCACUAUGAUGACCCUGAGGCUGCAGUCAACGUUGUCAUGGCCCUGCCUCACAUCAACAAACUGGUGCUCUGCUACCUCAUACGUUUUCUACAGGUGUUUGGCCAGCCUACCAACGUGGUGAUAACUAAGAUGGAUGUGAACAACCUGGCCAUGGUGAUGGCUCCCAACUGCCUGCGCUGCCAGUCAGACGACCCACGCAUCAUCUUUGAGAACACGCGUAAAGAGAUGUCCUUCAUCCGCGUGCUCAUCCAGCGCCUCGACACCAGCUUUAUGGAUGGCCUGCUAUAGCCCCCCAACUGUGCCCCAAAACGACCAUACGACACGGAGCGCCUCUCUCCCUGCUAUAGCCGUCCACUUUUCAACUACUCUACCCUGAAAAAAACCCACACGGGUUGCCCCCCAAUUUGAAAUGUGCCCAUAAAUCCACCAAGGCUCCACCUGCCCCACAGACCCUGUUCUAGCCCCCCAACAUCAAUUGGGAUGACCAGUUGGGAUACCUCCCAACUCCAACUGCCUACCCAUAUACCCUGCUAUAGCCCCCAAACUACAACUACUGACCCCAAAACCAUCCAUUCACACAGGACGGGAUGAUCCCCGAAGGAGCCCCAACCCAGCCUGACCCGGACCCCUGACCUCUAACCUCUACCCCCACCCUACACACAGGGACUUGCGUCUCACACACACUGAUGUACAGGGUUACACAUACUCACAUAGACAUACUGUCACAUGUACAUUUACUGACGUGUACACACACUCACUUGUAUAGUACACAUCCAUACACACAAUUUCUGAAAUCAGGGUGUCGGACCACAAAUCAGCUCCGAACCCAGAGCUGCAGUCAAACUGCCAUCAGAUGUCCCACUCAGGCUGUUUACCAUUGAUAAAAAUGGUCACAGUUCCGGUCUGCUUAAGGGAUGACUCUUUCAUAGGUACCAAUGCAUUAGCAGCUGAGUCUGGUCUGUUUAGUUCAUUGACUAAAUGAACCAGAAAAAAAGGAGGGCGUGAGAUGUCUCGCUUCCUCUCCUGUCUCUGCUGCCAUGAAGCCUGUCAGUCCAUCUGCACUGUUGUCACCAACCAACUGAUGUCAAUAAAGUUCUUUAUUUAGAUUUUUCGGGACGGUGGGGGGGGUGAAUCCAGGUCAGGUGCUAGACGGGAUCAUCGCAGCACUGCCAAUCAACCGUGACUGUUGCAACCAGAAGUGAUAGACAACCCUACAGCCCUUAUCGCCCAUCCACCUGGUACAUAGGCCCUCCUGCCCCACUCACCCCUCUGACCACCCAGACAACCACACAACCUCUACCCCUAGAGCCCCUCACCAUCUACCCCCACAACACAUCCUCAAGAUGGUGCACACCUCUAUACUCUCAUACUGAUAUGAUUUCCCAAUGUCUCAAUUGAGAUCCGUCCACCUCUGUCUGUCUGUCUGUCUGUCUGUCUGUUUCUCUCGGUCAGAAAAACUGGACCUGUCUUUUGGACCUGUAAACUUUUCUUUAGUUGCUGAUUUGACUGGGUAUGGAUUAAAAAUAUAUGUUAUUAUUUUAUUAAUUGAUUUGUUGUAUUUAACAGAGUUAAGUUUUUUGCCCACGAUUUUAUAUCAUUUAAUUUAUUUGUAUUUAUUUCAGCAAUAUUUCCUAAUGCCUUCUUAUUAGACAAUAUACUUUAGGAUUCACGUUGUCUGUCUGUGUGUCCCACAUUGCACCCUAUUCCCUUUAUAGUGCACUAGUUUUUUUGUCAAAAGUAGUGCACUAUAUAGGGAAUAGGGUGCCCUUUGGGAUGCACAUCGUCUUUAUGUUUGAGAGAAUGAGUGUGGACAUGUAGGCAUGUAUGUGCUUGUGUCUGUGUUUUCAAUACAAUAGGGCAUAUCACACAUACAUGUUCAUAUGUGCUCUCUGAAGGGUACAGUUGGUGUGUCUCUCUGUGUGUCUGAGAGUUAAGUCCUGCUGUUUUUUUUUUGUUCUGUUCAGUCUGUGUUUACACACGCGCACACACCACCCUUAACCUAAUUAAGUCCACAUUCUCGCAGAAGGACUCUCGUACUCUAACAUUCACGGAAGCCCUCACGCACUCAGAUGUUGCGUAUCUGUGGAUGGAUCUUUUCUGCGUUAAAUAGCAGUCAAGCAACAUGUUGAAGAGAUAAAGUGGAUGAGUGAGGAAGAACGGGAGGGGAGAAUGGGGUGUAUGUCACUAUGUGGGGUGGCAGGGUAGCCUAGUGGCUAGAGCGUUGGACUAGUAACCGAAAGGUUGCAAGUUCAAAUCCCGACAAGGUACAAAUCUGUCGUUCUGCCCACAAGGCAGUUAACCCACAAGGCAGUUAACCCGUCAUUGAAAAAUGUACAGUACCAGUCAAAAGUCUGGACAAACCUACUCAUUCAAGGGUUUUUCUUGAAUUAGUAUGUGCAUCCCAAAAGAUACCCUAUUUCCCUCGUCAAAAGUAGUGCAUUAUAUAGGGUGCCAUUUGGUAGGUAGUGUCCUUUAAAUCAAUGAUGUAUAGCAUUACAACACCUGGUUACCAAGUAGUCCUACCUCGGUUGCACAAGGACUGGGUGCAUUCUAUCAGGGUGGGACCUGGACCAUUUCUAAUCAAACAAAGCUUGGCAUCAUCUGACACAGGAACAGGAUACAUGUCCUUUGGAACAGGAUACAUGUCCUUUGAUACAGGAUACAUGUUGUUUGACCACAUUUGAAUGAGCAAAUAGUUCUGAUGAUUAUGACAGAGACAUGAUCUAGUCCAAAAGCUAGCUGCUCGUUGUGACUCGCCCUGCAUCAGAGAGCUCAUUGAACAGGAGAGACCGACAGAGCAAUAACCUAGACCCUCUGGAUCAGUAACCAGGUUUCUAUCCAACCUUUUUAAGUGAGUGAAGUAUAGAUAAAACAUUUCACGACAGUCCUGAUGGAAACCGCAAAUAACCAUCAUAUCGAAGCAAACUUCGAGUCACGUGAUGAUAUGUUUGGUCGUCUUCCCACUAUAAUACUGCAGUGAUUGAUGCUCCUUUCCAAUAAAUAUUGAGGGUCUUAAUCCAGAGAAAUGAUGAUCGAUACUUGGCUGCCUUUUGACAUGUUAAAAUAAUCUCGCUCUUUUGUCCAUUAUAAUGUCAUCAUAUAGGCUAUCCUACGUGCACUGUAUCUGCCAGCUGUUGGCCAGAGAGCACGUACCAAGACCAGAGUGGGCACAGUCGCAAUAUAACGCCAUUUAUUUUUUUACAUAACCACAUUUAACUUGUAUUAUUUAUUCGGUACAUUGUCAUUUAACCGCAAAAGUUAUUUUUAUGUGCACUACGUCUUAAGGCACAGACUUUUUUCCGCAACAGGUCAGUUUGAUGGAAACACAUCUCGGGUAGGAAAAUGCAUAUUUUUGAAUAUUCACAUGAACAUCUGUCGCCAAUUGGAUGUACUCUUCAUUUACCUCUCAACAAUGGCUGAAUUACAAUCUGUAAGUAGUAGAACUGAUCACUCAAUACUUUGUCCAAUACUACAUUUUUUACUGACAUGUUUAAAACUAUUUUCUACAGUGGAAAGGAGGGCAUACACUCACGUUAACAACAUAGACUACCAAGGGGCACUGCAAAAAUACUACUCUCAGAGACAGAAAGACGGAACAAAAAUGUGUGUGUGUGUAUGUGUUUGUGUAAGGGACGGCAGUAGAAAAUUGACCAAUCAGCAUGCAGAACUUCGGGUCACCACUUUUAAAAACAAAGUAAAUAAAAGAAAAAUACAUGAAAAAAAGAAACAUGAAAUACUUACAGAAAGGAUUUACAAACAUGAAGUGUUAAAAAUAAAUGUUUCCACUUUAAGAGAUGAUUUUUAAUCUCUUUGUUUUCAAUGAUUACUGGUUGGUUCUCGUUUUUGAUUUGUUGCUACAUAUGUUCUUCUUACAGUUCGUGUCCAUACUGUUAUUAUCAUUAUUAAUGUAAUUAAAAUGACUGAUAUUGAUCACAAGUAAGGUGGGAAUCAGCUGCUAUGUACUCUGUGCUCCUCACCUCCUCCUUUUCCUCCUCUAACUUCCCCUACUCCCUGCUCCUCAACCUUUUCUUUUCUCUUUUAAUGUCCACUGUCUGUCACUCAAACAAAAAUCGACAUUGUUUAAUAAACAAUUAAAAUGUGAAAUAUUCA
Messenger RNA from Oncorhynchus mykiss (rainbow trout), 7183 nucleotides. Its product is annotated as rho GTPase-activating protein 39. Lineage: Eukaryota; Metazoa; Chordata; Actinopteri; Salmoniformes; Salmonidae. Gene Ontology annotation, biological process: signal transduction. Gene Ontology annotation, molecular function: GTPase activator activity; protein binding. Gene Ontology annotation, cellular component: cytoskeleton; cytoplasm. The record is from RefSeq and is a predicted model, not a curated record.